Anthonomus grandis grandis is the source of this 1199-nucleotide messenger RNA. RefSeq names its product piggyBac transposable element-derived protein 3-like. The transcript is spliced from 2 exons. NCBI's taxonomy places the organism in Eukaryota, Metazoa, Arthropoda, Insecta, Coleoptera, Curculionidae. The record is from RefSeq and is a predicted model, not a curated record. The coding region runs from base 203 to 1165 and encodes 320 amino acids.
AAUUCGAUUAAUAUUUUAAGUCUUUAGUGGAAAUUUAUUUAAAUAAAUGGAAAAAAAGGCCAUGUCCAUUUAAAUGAUCGUCGGGAAUUCGUCCCCUAAUUUUACAUUUAACCUCAAUCCAUUAAAGUGGACACUAGGACUUGCUUUAAAUUGUUAACUUCAAACUAGCCAAAUAAAUAAUUUUAAGAAACAUUUUAAAUUUAUGACAUUAUUUUUAGCUAUUUUUGGAAAUGACCCUUAUUUGCGACCCGGUAAAGAUGACGAUAGGCUACUUCAAUUAUUGAAUGCUGACGAUUCUGAGUUUGAAGGAGACUCAGAUGACGAUGAAGAUGGGAUAAUAAAUGCAGAAACAAUUGGUGAAACAAUAAUUGAAGAAGAAGAUUUGGAAGAAACCUUAGAAACUAUGGAUAUUAUAGAAGAUCAAAUAGAUGAAAAUCAAGAUGAUUAUGAUGGUGACUCAGACCCAGAAUUUGAUAUUCCACUUAGCAUUUUAAAGGAAAAAAUGUCAGCAAAAGCUAAAAGAAUGACUUGGAGAAAAUCUGACAGUUUCAAGGGAGUAGAAGUAGUCAAAGAUGGUUUUGAAGAAAGUCACUUUCAAAGAGCAGGUUGGAAAAUUAUGGAUUAUGUGUCAGUAUUUAUUGACGAUAAAUUAUUUGAGACAAUGCGUGAUUGCACAAAUAUAAAUUUUUUUUUAGAAAAUGAUAAAAUUAUGAAUUUAUCGACCGAUGAAGUAAAAAAAAUUAUUGGAAUAUCGGUUUUAAUGUCUUGUUUAAAAUAUCCUAGGGUGAAGAUGUUUUGGGCCAAAACAACUAGAGUUGAUUCAAUUGCGAAGCACAUGACGCGGGAUAGAUUUUUUUCAAUAAGAAGUCACUUAAAAGUAGUCAUUGACAAUGAUGUAUUAGCUAAUGAUAGACAAAAGGACAGGUUAUGGAAAGUAAGACCAAUUACCGAGAGAGUCAGACAAGGAUGUUUAAAACUAGAGAGGCAAGAAAAUGUUGCAGUGGAUGAACAAAUACCAUUUACUGGCACCUGUGGUCUAAAGCAAUUCGUAAGAGGCAAACCCAAUCCAGAAGGACUAAAAAAUUUUGUAUGUGCUAUACCAGAAGGACUUGUGCUUGACUUUGAAAUCUAUCAAGGUAAACAAACUUUUUUGGACGAAAAUUGAAAAAAAUUGGGUGUUGGAGCUUCAGCAGUGAUGC